Messenger RNA from Ornithodoros turicata, 2060 nucleotides. Its product is annotated as carbohydrate sulfotransferase 3-like. Gene Ontology annotation, molecular function: N-acetylglucosamine 6-O-sulfotransferase activity. The record is from RefSeq and is a predicted model, not a curated record. NCBI's taxonomy places the organism in Eukaryota, Metazoa, Arthropoda, Arachnida, Ixodida, Argasidae. The transcript is spliced from 3 exons. Bases 263 to 1708 code for a protein of 481 amino acids. Gene Ontology annotation, biological process: sulfur compound metabolic process; N-acetylglucosamine metabolic process.
ACGAGAAUCUGCAGACGACCCUUGACAGUGGUGUGUGGCGCUGUCUAACGUCCGUUCUGUUUGGCGAAUGCGAAAACUCCGAUAUCUGCGAGUGUCAAAUAAGGUUCAAAACUGGCCUGUUAGUCUGCGAGUGUGUAUCGCUGGGAUUAGAUGCGGAACAACGGAGCGGUGUGGGACAAGAAAGAGCAACAGGGGAGACGACGGACGGGAUGACUUGACGGGACUUUGAGCGAGACCGAUGAAACGGGUGAGAUAGCACGCCAUGGUGACACGGAAGAAGACCGUCGUCUGCGGAGUGCUAGGCGCACUGUGCUUCUUCCUUACUAUGCAGCUCAUGUCCGAUAAUACUCACCAAAAGGAACCACCACCCGCGCCAUCUAAGCUUCAUCUGCCAGCGUCACCUUCUCCGCGCUUAGCUACUACUGCACAGCAGCAGAGACAGCCCGUUGCCACUUCCCUAAAGUCAGUUCAUCCACCCAAGAAAACAUUAGCACUACUUCACCCCAAGAACAUCGUCACCUCAAAGUCCAUAUCCGUUGAACGCCAUGUCCUCCCCAUCGUCACAUCCGCACCCAAACAACAUGUGCAACACGAAAUCCAACCGAUCGCCCGGAUCGUUUUGCAGAAAAGUCGACGCAUCGAGCUCAUCCGCGACCAGCUGCACAAGGAGAAGACCAGCCUCAAUUACCCCAAGAUGGUGCGGGUGUUUCAGAACGCCAUGAACCACUAUCCAGUCGUGCCAAAGGAGUCUGUCCAGCGAGUCAUCAUCGUCACCUACUUUCGAUCUGGAUCAACCUUCCUGGGCGACAUCCUCCAAACUCACCCUAGGAGUUUCUAUCACUUUGAACCUUUACACAUGUACAGCAACGACGCUAGGACCGACGGCCAAAAGGCGCGAGACGGCGUUGCGCUGAUCAAGCGCAUUCUGCAAUGUCAGUUCAGGCAGAGCAGCGCGUACAUGAACUGGGUGCAGAAAGAGAAGAACCAGUUCUUGUUCAGACGGAAUCGUUUCCUGUGGAGUCACUGUGGGAUAAGGUCUCCCUUAUGCUUCAAGACAGAAUACGUGACGCGGAUUUGUGAACGUGCACCGCUGCACGUGAUGAAGAUCACGAGGCUGUCCGUCGCACAAGUAAAGGACUUAGUGGAGGACAAGCAGUUUGGUUCAGCCAAGAUUGUUCAUCUGGUACGCGAUCCUAGAGGAAUCCUGGCGUCGAGAAAGCUUCUGGACUGGUGCAGGUCUUCAAACUGUUCGGACUACCGGCACCUCUGCGGUGAGAUGCGGUUGGACUUGGACGCCUUCGACGAACUCCAGCGGGCACACCCGUCGCAAGUAUUUCGCGUUCGCUACGAAGACGUUUCGCUGAAUCCCGAAAACUCAACUAGGUCUCUCUUUAAAGGUUUGGGACUUCCGUAUUCCGCGAAUGUGCUCAUGUUUCUCAAGACACACACUAGUGCCCAUAAGGUGGACAGUUUAAAUCCGUAUUCCACGAGACGCAACUCAUCAUCUGUGCCCUUUCAGUGGAUGAAAAAACUGGAUUUUGAGUACAUCCUGGAGGUGCAAAAGUCGUGUAAAGAUGUCCUUUUCAGGCUGGGUUACAAGGACAUUGAUAAUGCUGAACAGCUCGAUGGUCCUCUUCCUAUAGGCUCGAUGCCAGAGAGAACGCCCAGUGAAAUAUCUAAUCGUGUUCAUAGAGAAUUGGGGAGGUGACCCGAACUGUGGACUAUGGUUGAAGAAAUGAAAGUCAUGCAGCGGUCCUGCGUGACAGUGACCACAAGCACAAUGAGCGAGACUGUGAUAUCUCACUGUGUAGUUUCACUGUGUCAUAUAGAACUCAAGUGUUUCGCAAUGUUGAGACCCACUUCAGGAAAGACAAUCAAUUUGGUAACUGUUUAUAUGACAGGCUAUUUUAUGUGGUUGAGGAAGUGGCCAUUAAGGAGGACAACAUUCCCGUGUUGUGAAAGUUCUGUUUUUAGGCAUUUUAGGCACGUUUUAGACGUUUUCAAAUUCUGCUCGCGACGGAUGGUUCAGACAGAUGACAGCAAUAAAGUCACGCCUGUUG